AUGCGCCCGCAACGCGCCGAGGAAGUGGGCCUCCCUUGGGGGGCAGUUCUCUCCCGAGAGCCGCCGGAUAAUCACGGCGGCGCGGAGGGGGGCUGCUUUCGAGCCGGCGCCCUACAGACGCGAGAGGAGUCCUCCCCACCGGGAGCAGGGCGGGCCUCGGCUGUUAGCAGAGGAGAUCGCGGAGUCUGGAGCAGCCGGAACCAGGUGAGCCGCCGUCCUUUCGGUGUUCUCCUUGAACCAAACUGGUUGCUCUCGGGGGGCGGGGGCGGGCUGCCCCCAAAUUAG
This is a messenger RNA of Rangifer tarandus platyrhynchus (Svalbard reindeer), 285 nucleotides long. Lineage: Eukaryota; Metazoa; Chordata; Mammalia; Artiodactyla; Cervidae. The record is from the annotation of a GenBank genome assembly.